AAGCCAAAAUCGCCGCCGCGUCUCUCUCCGGUACCCCGUGUAUGUGCCAGAAUCUCACCGCCAUCUAUCACCGCCGCACAGGAAAUGAUGGCUGGGAAGUUGCAAAAAAUAGUUUUACGUCCGAUGUCUGUACAAGAUAAUAGCCCCUAUUAUAAGAAAGUUGAAAUUUAUGCCUUCGAUGAAGGCUUAUUCCCGUCUAAGACGUCAGUUGAUGGUGAUGAUGAUGAUGAUAAUUUGGUUUUGGUUUCUGGGACUAACAUCGGCCCGCGCCCAUAUGUUGCAAAGCCUAUUAGCCUUCUUGAUCAUUAUCAUCGUUUCGCGGCCUUUAUGGCUCACAAGUCUCGCGUGUAUUAUGCCGGGGGAUCCAACCCUAAUUGCAAGACGUGUCUUCACGAUUGUCCUGAUCGCGCCAUCAGAGAAAAUAAAGGCAUGAGAUCUGUGUUUUGUAUGGAUACCACUAGAGGGAGUGAGUGGACUAGACUGCCCUUGAUGACAUAUGGUCGAUGGGCACCCAAACUUCAUGUCCUUGGUGGUGCACUUUACGCCAUAGGUGGUGCGAAUUACGCACAAUCGGCGGCAUUCAUGGAGGUGCUUCCUGAAACUGCAGAUGAAUGGGUCACGCUUCCUGAUCCUCCAUGUCCUCUCAAGCGGGAUUACGACCAUUUAAAACCUGUUCCAGUUGUAGUAGAUGAGAAGCCUGAAGAUUCCUAUUUCUUGUUCAUUUUGUUGCCCAAACAUGAUGUGUUCUACACUUACACACCAAAAUCAAAUCUGUGGGCUGUUGUGGACUCUUCUUAUAUCCCUGGCCUAGUCCCUCACACUUUUGCGUUCGACAGCCAUUUUGUCUAUCUCUACACGGACAUCAAAGCCAACGCACACAAAUUAGUUUGGCACAACAUACGUCUAGGUCAAAACCAUGAGGUGGAUUUGUUGAUGGAAGGAUUGAUUCCUCCUAGCGCUCCAUUUCCGGAGGACGUGGGAGCUUGUGAGAUCACAUUGUUUCAUGUUGGCGGCAAUGAAUUUGGUCUUUUAUGGGUUGAUGGUUGUGACAUGGGAAAAGGCAGGGAUGGUUAUUGGUGUUGCAGGUUUACUUUUGACUAUAAAAGGGCGCUUGCUGGUCUGAAAUGUUGUUCUCUGCUUUGGUACAGCAGAUGUAUUGCUCCAAGGAUGCCAACAAGGCCUGUUCUUGUUGUGGAUGUGCCUGACCACUCCACAAAGGGAGGGCACUACCAUGAGGGCCAUUAUGUUUCCACGCCAAAGCAAGUCCUAGAAAGAAGAGACGGAGCAGGGACAUCAGAAAGGGGAGCACGGUCAAAGCAAUUAUUGGGAAAACAAGACAGAGCAGAGCUGGAACCUUAGAGUUUUUUUUACUCCUCUUGGUAACACCCUCUCUUCAAAAUGUGCGACAAUGUGAAUCUUGAUGAAUGGUUCUUAUUAUCCAUUGGAGGGAGGAGCUUUUGUGUGCUUGUUUUUCUUUCAAAUAAGCGGUGUUCCUCUUUUUGAGCUUCCAUUCCGCCUUUUGUGUGGCUUCUUCUUCUGUCUAUAAAAGUAGAAAUGCGCGGAUGAUGGGCGGGAUGUGCUUUGUGUUUUUGGACAUACAAAAUGAAGCUGGUGUUUCUCAACUCCCUUUCUUUUAUAAUGCUCCUUUUUUGCUUUUGUGUGCAAAGAGUCCAAAUUGUGAUUUGA
Molecule: messenger RNA, 1686 nt
Organism: Cuscuta campestris
Lineage: Eukaryota; Viridiplantae; Streptophyta; Magnoliopsida; Solanales; Convolvulaceae
Source: the annotation of a GenBank genome assembly